Molecule: messenger RNA, 2513 nt
Organism: Dreissena polymorpha
Lineage: Eukaryota; Metazoa; Mollusca; Bivalvia; Myida; Dreissenidae
Product: zinc finger protein 37-like
Exons: 4
Coding region: 13-2436 (807 amino acids)
Biological process (GO): regulation of transcription by RNA polymerase II
Cellular component (GO): nucleus
Molecular function (GO): metal ion binding; DNA-binding transcription factor activity, RNA polymerase II-specific; RNA polymerase II transcription regulatory region sequence-specific DNA binding
Source: RefSeq, a predicted model, not a curated record
ACGCCAUUUGCAAUGGAGAAACCGCGUCUAUGUAGGCCUCCAACAUUAUCACCAUCAGCUCGUAAACGACAAAGAAAGGCAUCGUACGACAAAAAGAAGGCCAGAACCAUUGAUCUGGGAGAUUCGCUCGAGGCAUGGACUCGUAUGAAGAAUGAAAAUAAAUGCACAGACUCGGAGUUGGUGAAAAUGCUCAUCGCAUCUUAUGCAAAAACAACCGUCUCGGCCAAAGAAAAUUUAAAGAAGUCGCCCUAUGUAGGCUGCACACUGAGCGGUCUGCCCAUCAUGCAAGCAUUCAAAGCCCAGUUCACAGAGCCCACUGGAGGGUCUGUGUCACAGAGAUGUGGGAUAUUCCUUAUAGUUCCUUUUGUUCCGGCCACUGGAUCCAAUGUGGUAGAUAUGACCCCACUGACAGCAACCAGAGAAGCUGUGGUAGACUCCAAUGUUUACCUACAAGAGUUGAUGUCAGAUAAAGCAGUCAUUGAGGAUAAACAUAUGGAUGCCACCACACGUAACGAUAACCUGACAGGAAAACGUAAACAGGACAUCAUUAUAAAGAAAGAUCUGGAUGAUUCAGUGAGUGAUACUUUGAACGUAGAAGACAUUACAGCUGCCACCAGUUUGACUUUACAAGCACCUCACAUGAACAAUCAGGGGGAGAAAAGGACGCGAACAAUUUCAAUGACUUAUGAAGACCCAAAAUGUGAAAUAUCUGAUGAAAACUCGUAUUUAGGACUGUCUGACAAAGAAUGCGACUUUGAAUUAUCAGAUGAAAACCCUGACUUUGCCCUGUGUGACAAGGAGGAGGGUCAGUCAAAUAAUGAAAGCUGUCAGAAAGAAAUGAAACUGCUAGAAAACUUCAUUCAGAACAAAUCUAAAGUAAGAUACCUUGAUGAAGAGGAUGAAAAGCUUGAUAAGAAGUUUGAGUCUCGAAGGAAAAGUACACGAUUACGAUCAAAGGGCUAUCGACCUGACUUCAAAGCUCUGGAAUUACCUGAUGAUUCGGACGAAGAAACAAAUGAUAAACAUUUUGGUGAUUUGGCUAAAGAUGGUUCAAGUGAAGAUGAUAUUACUGUAGAUGACAUUACAGAUACUAUGAGUAUGACUGUAAGAGCAUGUAAAAUGAAUCGGGGAAGAAAAAGAAAGAAAAACAUAUCAGAGACUGAAGAAGACCCUGACUUUGAAUUAUCUGAUGAAAACCCUGACUUUGGGGCAUCUGAGAAAGAAUCUGACUCUGAACCAUCUAAAACAGACCCCGACUUUCAAUUGCAGCUUCAUAGUAAAGAUGGUGAAUUAUUUGAAUCCAGAGAUAAUACAAUUAAAAAGAAAGUUGUGUCAUCUAAGAAUCCUUGUGUCAGAAAAGUACCCAAAGUUAAAAAGAAAAAGAUCAUGAUAGAAACAUGUGUGGGAAUCACAGGUGACAUGAAAAUGAAACUUAAAAGUGAGUUGAAAUGGAAAUCAAUAAAGCUUGAAGACCAUGCAGACAAAUACACUGUUGUGAAAGUACCAUCUGUUUCUCAGAAAGAUCGGAAUCUUGAUGUUUUUGAGGAACUUUUUUCAUGUUUAGUUUGUAAAGGUUUCAAAGCAGAGGACAAGACAGCAUUUGAGGAACACAUUGAAGAACAUGUGAAUGGAAUUCUUCGCUGCAGAAUUUGUGACUAUGAAUCAAAAAACCAAGCUUAUGUAAAAAAGCAUCAAAAGGAUGCUCAUCCUAACUUGACAAAGAGGUCAGUCAUCAUGGGUUAUAGCUGUGAACUGUGUGGAGUAGAACUCAAAGAGCUAAAUAUAUAUAGAAACCACAUGGCUAAACAACACAAUGAAGCUAGGUGGUAUUGUAACCAUUGUGAAGCUGUUUAUUUCAAGCAGAGUGUGCUUAUUAAACAUAAGUGUGAAGUUCAUUCAGAAAUUAUGGCAUACUGUAAAAAGUGCAAGUUGCGUUUCUUAGACAUGACCAAGGAUUGUUAUGAGCAACAUGUAGCAAAUUGCCAAGGCGCAUCAGAAGACAAUGUGAAAAAAGGCUGGCUUUGUCCUGAUUGUGGAAAACGAUACUGCUCCAAGAUUGAUCUAACUCGACAUAUAAAACAUGUGCACUGCAACAUACGAGACUUUCAGUGCCCUAAAUGUUCCUACACUGCGAAAUGUUCUGGCAAUUUCAAGAAUCACAUGAGGACUCACGAUGGUAUCAAACCAUACAAAUGUGACCAAUGCGCAAUGAGCUUCGUUCAGGCGUUCCAGUUGACCUCCCACAUGCGCACACACACAGGGACCAAGCCAUUUAAGUGUGACCAAUGCAGCUAUGCGGCUGCGUGGAACGUUCAGCUUAAGGAGCAUCGGGGAAUCCAUGGCUUACCAACGGCCAUCAAGUGUGUGGCCUGCAAUGUCCUGUUCAAGAACGCUAGAGUGCUGAAUGCUCACACCAAGAAGGAGCACCCCAGUUGAUACCAUUUGAGCCCGUUGUGGGAAAACUGGGCUUAAUGCAUGUAGGUUAAGUGUCAUCCCAGAUAAGCCUGUGUAGU